Penicillium cataractarum is the source of this 1050-nucleotide messenger RNA. Its product is annotated as trihydroxytoluene oxygenase. The transcript has 4 exons. Gene Ontology annotation, molecular function: methylmalonyl-CoA epimerase activity. The record is from RefSeq and is a predicted model, not a curated record. Gene Ontology annotation, cellular component: mitochondrion. Gene Ontology annotation, biological process: L-methylmalonyl-CoA metabolic process. The coding region runs from base 1 to 1050 and encodes 349 amino acids. NCBI's taxonomy places the organism in Eukaryota, Fungi, Ascomycota, Eurotiomycetes, Eurotiales, Aspergillaceae.
AUGGUGCGACCGAACCAUGGAGCUUCGGUUCCCGAUGUUGUUGCCAUCGGCAGCGAACGUGAGAAUGUGACGCAGUGGCAAGAGCGAUGUGGAAUCAAGAAAGAGGAUCAGAUCCGUCUGGUCAAGUUGGCGCACAUGCGUUACCAGCAUCCUGAUCUCCAUCAAAUUACGACCUUUCUCGAAGAUUUUGGUAUGACGGUCGCAAAGAGGACAGAAGGCCAAAUCUGGUAUCGAGGUUACGGUGAUGAUCAGUAUGUCUACUACGCUCGCAAGGGGCCGAAAGAGUAUCUCGGGGGUACAUUCACCGUGGAGACAUACCAAGAUCUGGAGAAAGCUACUAAGCUCCCAACUGCCAGUGAAAUCAAGGAAUUAUCUGACGCUCCUGGUGGGGGCUCUAUGGUUACACUGACUGAUCCCGAAGGAUUCCCAGUCAACUUGAUAUAUGGACAGGAGGCAGCAGAGAAAGGCGAAUUCCCGGAGAAGCUCACUGUCAAUUAUGAAGAUGAAAAACCUCGCAUUCGAAGGUUCCAGCGCUUCCAACCUGGUCCUGCGGCCGUGCACAAGACGAAGCUCGGACAUUUUGGGGUCUGCACGCAGAAAUUUGACGACCUGGUCACGUUCUACACCAAAAAUUUCAACAUAGUCCCAACUGACUUCCUCUACGUCGGAGAGGAUGGUCAGAAGAGAAACGUCGCGCUUUUCGCUCACAUCGAUCGUGGCAGCGAUUAUGUAGACCACCACAGCUUCUUCAUCAGUACCAAUGCGACUACACAUGUCCAUCAUUGCUCAUUCGAGGUUCAUGACUUUGACACUCAGAAGCUUGGACACCAGUGGCUUGCCGACAAGAAAUAUGAGUCUGUGUGGGGCGUUGGCAGACACAUCCUCGGGUCACAAAUCUUUGAUUACUGGUGGGAUACUACUGGGAAUAUGAUUGAGCAUUAUGCAGACGGUGAUCUAGUUAAUGAUCAGACACCCAUUGGGUAUGGUCCUGCAGGAGAUGAGUCUCUGGCAGUUUGGGGACCUGAAGUUCCGUCUUGGUUUUUGAAAUAG